Cynara cardunculus var. scolymus (artichoke) is the source of this 1386-nucleotide messenger RNA. RefSeq lists its product as uncharacterized. Lineage: Eukaryota; Viridiplantae; Streptophyta; Magnoliopsida; Asterales; Asteraceae. The record is from RefSeq and is a predicted model, not a curated record. The transcript is spliced from 6 exons. Bases 1 to 1386 code for a protein of 461 amino acids.
AUGUCCAACAGCGUAUCGAUCCCCAAUAUCUCUGACGAAGAGAAGGGCCAAGAAACCAACGACGACUACGUUCGGAGGACAAGAUCCAAAUUCCGAAGGAUUCACAAUAAAUUAGGGCAUCGUCAUCGUACGAGAAACAACUGGAUUUUCCAUGGAGUAGUGAGAAAGCUGAGAAAAUGGUGGACGAUUCCUUUAGUCCUCCUAUCCGCCGGAUUGUUCGUGUACGAGGCUUCUACGAUAUGGAAAAAGUUUAAAGAACCGCCUGGAUCAGAGCGGAAUACGGUGCCCACUACUCGUAUUGUUCAUGGCGUUAGAGAACGUUGCUUGAAGCUAUCACCUCCAGAAUAUAUUAAAACACUUCCUUCUUCUUUUGAGAAGUCUGCUUCACCUGUUAAAGAGAUUGUGUACAUAACGGGGAUCAAUUCUUCAUUUAGUGGUGAGAAAACAACCCUGCUACAGCAGCCGUUUGAAGUCUCAAGGUUCAACAGGUUCACUGGGUUCCAAACAUUUUAUGAAAGGAAUGAAAGUUUUAAGGUGGACGAGAUAGCUUCUGUACAUUGUGGUUUCUACAGUGAGAAUGGAGGGUUUAAGGUUUCUGAUGAGGACAAGAGUUACAUGGAAACAUGUCAAAUUGUGGUGUCUACUUGCACAUUUGGUGGAGGAUAUGAUCUAUAUCAACCGAUAGGAAUGUCCAAAGAAACAAUAAGAAAGGUAUGCUAUGCUGCAUUUUGGGAUGAGUUCACACUUAAAACAAAAGAGUUGGAAGGAAGUCAUAUUGAUAAUGACCACAUGAUCGGUAAAUGGAGGAUUAUUGUUGUUAGGGAACUUCCUUUCGUUGACCAACGGAUGAAUAGUAAAAUCCCAAAGAUGUUAGGACAUAGAUUGUUUCCUCGAGCAAGGUAUUCCAUUUGGGUGGACUCGAAAUCUCAAUUACAUAGAGAUCCUGUGGCGGUUCUGGAAGCACUUCUUUGGCGCACAAAAUCAGUACUUGCCAUUUCAGAACAUGGAGCACGCAGUAGUGUCUAUGAUGAGGCAUUAACUAUAGUGCAGAAAAACAAAGAGAAAACAGAAGAAGUAGAUAUGCAGAUCACUCAGUACCGUAUGGAUGGAUUUCCUGAAGUCAAGAGGUUCAAUGAACAAAAAGCUUUGGCUGAAGCUUCCAUAAUAGUGAGGGAUCACACUCAACUAACAAACAUGUUCAUGUGUGCUUGGUUUAAUGAAGUGGUUCGUUUCACUGCACACGAUCAACUCAGCUUCCCAUACGUGAUGUGGCGAAUGGGAAUGCUAAAAGACAUCAACAUGUAUCCUGUCUGCACUCGUAGGGAUCUGGUAAAUACAACGGGUCACAAGAGGCAGGAAAAACCAAACACAGAUGGUGAUGUCUAA